Nelumbo nucifera (sacred lotus) is the source of this 2049-nucleotide messenger RNA. RefSeq lists its product as uncharacterized. The record is from RefSeq and is a predicted model, not a curated record. Gene Ontology annotation, molecular function: double-stranded DNA binding. Gene Ontology annotation, biological process: regulation of DNA-templated transcription. Lineage: Eukaryota; Viridiplantae; Streptophyta; Magnoliopsida; Proteales; Nelumbonaceae.
AAAUUCGAAAUAUAAGACAACUUUUAUCCCGCACAAUGACCUGAAUUCGGACAAGAAUUUAUUCCAAAAUCAGGGUCGAGGAUGGGAAUAUGAUACCCGCCCUGAACCCGCUGCCAAUAUAUAUAUAUUGCCAUGCCUAAAUCUUUGUAUAAAACUUCCUCUCAAUUUCUAGGGUUCUUUCUCCAGCAAUCAAAUUCGGAGUUUCAUCGACGUUUCGAAUCAGUUCGAGUAUUUCCACUUUCCAGUGCUUCUCCCGGAUAAGCUUCGUCAGUCCGUUCUCUGUUCCUUUUCUCAUUCAAUGUUCGGUUUUUUCUGCAAAAGACUUCUGCAAGUAAAACCCACUGAAUCAACGAGCAGAAGCCAUGUUUAUUUUCUUUGUACAAUAUCAUCUCCGAAAUCGGUCUCAAACAUCUCAAGCUCCUCCGGGGACCAACCUUCUUCUUUCACAGUCUCCUACCUCAUGGAAUCAUGCGGCAUGUCGUUAGAAUCCGCUAUUUCCACAGCAAACAAACUCCGCAUUCAGAACAAAGAGAAAGMAGAUUCGGUGAUUGAGCUCUUAGGAACGCAUGGCUUCACCCAAGCGGACAUUGCGCACAUUAUCGCCAGGAACCCUAGACUGCUUCUAUCAAAUGCAGGCAGCACUCUUAAGCCCAAAUUGGAGUUCCUUGAAACCUUUGGCAUUUCGAGGUCUGAUCUUCCCAGGAUCGUCUCUUUGGAUACGUGUUUUCUACAAGGUAGCUUAGAAAACCAAAUCAUCCCGGCUCUUUCUUUCCUUAAAGGCUUGAUUCGCAACCACGAGGACUUAAUCUAUUCCUUAAAGCAAUCAACCCGCCUUGUUAAAUGCAACCUACAGAAUGUGACACAGCCUAACAUAAAUGCCCUGCGAGCUCACGGUGUGCCCGAGUCCAAUAUUGCGAGAUUGAUCGUAAUGCGGCCUGAUUCAGUCUCCCUGAAGGCUGAAGACUUUAAAGAAGCUGUGGAGAGGGUUAAAGAAAUGGGCUUUGAUCCCACAAGCCGCUCAUUCGUCCUCGCUGUUCGCUCGGUGACGGGGAUGAGUAAAUUGAAUUGGGAAAGGAAGGUCAACACUUUGAAGAGGUCAGGUUGGUCCGAGGAUGACGUUCUCAUGGCUUUCAGAGUACAGCCAAUUUUUAUGCUCAGUUCAGAGAAGAAAAUGGGUAUCUUGAUGGAGUUCUUUGUGAGCAAGCUAGGUUUGAAACCUUCCGAUAUUGCAAAAUGUCCGAACUUGUUCUUGAGUAGUUUGGAGAAGAGAAUCAUUCCAAGGUGUUCAGUCCUGCAGGUUCUAAUGUCCAAAGGACUUAUUGAGAAAGAUGUGAACGUGGUGUGGGUUUUAAAUAGAACGAAACAGAUAUUUGAGAACAGAUUUGUGAUCCCAUAUCAAGAUGUAGCUGUGGAGGUAAAGAAAGCAUAUCAAGGUGUGAUACCAUUUCUAGGAUUAGAUACCGGGUCUGGAGAUAUUAAUGUCGACAAGUAAUUGCAGGAAUCCUACAUGUCAACAAUCUCGGAGGACACAGGCAAGUUUUGGGUGGAGGUGUCUUGGUGGAGGUUAAUUGCCACAGUUGGCUGGCAGAAAUUUUGGUGUGUGUUUGGAUUGGCGGGAAGAUGGUGGUGGUGGUGGAGAGCUGGCGCCUGAGGGCUUGAAGACGGUUCAGUUACCAUUACUGGCUCUAUGCAUGCUUUAAUUACAAUGGUGGUGGUGUCAUGGGGUGUAUGCUGUUGGGGCUAUGGAAUACAAUCUUCGCCUAGUGGAUUUUGCAAGAGAUGGGUGUAGGCAAGUUUGGUGAAGGUUGCACAUGUUUCAUCCAAAAAGAAAGAAAAGAAAAGGAGUUGCCAUUUCUGACUCGGAACCAUAAACAUUCUGGAUGUAAAGGCUUGUUUUGCAGCAUGUAUAACUGCCUUUUCAAUGCAUCGGUUCACAGUUUGUAUGGAUUUAGGGAUGUUAAAGUAUGGCCCCUGCAAAAAAAAAAAGGUUUGAGUUACGAACAGAUUGAGUUUUAUAUGUUUCAUACCCAGUUUAUCUCAUUUUUUCAA